Messenger RNA from Amoebophrya sp. A25, 2865 nucleotides. NCBI's taxonomy places the organism in Eukaryota, Dinophyceae, Syndiniales, Amoebophryaceae. The record is from the annotation of a GenBank genome assembly.
AGCUUACUGAUCUCACAUGCUACAGGUUGACAUAACACCAACGCCACUCUCGCGUUGCGAUUUUUUACAUUUAUUUGUCAAGCUGGAUAUGUUGCUUAUGGAUUCGAUUUUCAGUACUACCGUGUUGUCCGUCGUGAGGAUUCUCCAUGUGAGUUAUGCAGCGAAGUACUUCUAGCUACCUUGCUUAUAGAAAAACUCAAUUGAAUGCUCACGAAUACGAUUGAUGCCGAGCUCGGCCUUUCCGUCUAUGCCUUAGUCAGGCCUUUCCACGACAGACAACGACAUCCACGUAGAAUUAUGCUGGUGAACUGUCAACCUAUUAUCGCUGAUUUGUUUUUUUUUUCGUUAAAUCUUCUUGUCCUGUACAGCUGUAGACCCACAAAUGAUGAUCGAGAACUCUGGCAUAUCUCCUAUCGCUUCGAUAGGUCCAACAAGCAUAUGUAUCGCUGGUGUGUGCUGAAUCAGUGUCUUGAUUUUUUUAUAAGUUACAAAAUUUUAGGAGCACGUAUCUGGAUCUCCUCAGACAGAGUUCUGGAUAAAACGAACAUGGAAGAGGCACACUGAUUUUGCGACAUACAAGGUGUUCCUCUUCCACGCGAACGGGCUUGCGCGAUGAAGACUGUUUGUACUGGAUGUGGAAUGAUCUGCGAAAGGUAAUGUGCCACAUGACGGGUGAAUGAUGAGUGAUUUUUUUCCCGUUUCCGAAUAAUCGCUAUAUUAUAAGUACUUAACAAAUUGUCGUAGUAGAAGGAGGUGCUACUAGAGCUAUUUAGUUUGCUGCUAGUGUCACGUAAUGCUAAUGGAUCGAAAAAAUCACAUGUUACAGCGCUUGAUAAUAUAUAAUUUUCACUUGACCUCCAGGUCCAGGGUUAACAAAGGUUCAGAGUGAUUGAACGAAAGUUCUUCUGUAAGAUAUUUCUCUUUUCAGUCUGGAAAGAUGAGAAAAUUUGUUUGGCCGCUGGCCGUUUCUUGCGUUGUUCUUUCUGGGUGUGACGUUUUCUUCGCACUGCGUUUUGCACGCCGCCUGACGAGGAGCCAGACGGGAGUGGGGUCUACAGAGCAUACGACAACCCUUCCAGCAGACGACAGGGCAGGCCACGUCAAUAAUGGUAAAGGGCAAGCUGCGCACGUCGUGGAUAAGGUAGAAGAUGACCAAAGCGAGGCGGUGGAUCUUGAGGUUCCACAAGCCCCACAACUUGCUACUACAGCAUCAAAUACGAGUGAAGACCGACAACUAAAGCCAGCCGCUCAACACGAACACGUUCUUGAGGACGAAGAGAAACAAACAACACCCGCUGCGGCAGUUUGGUACUUUCUCGACCAGUUUGCUGAGGUGUAUCUCGAAAUGGAGAAUGCUUUCACUGGAUCGUUCGAUGUUCCUGGCGUUGAAAGGGCUUUGCGCCGUGUGCUGGUCGACCGGUAUAGGACGGCUCGCAGCAUCGUGCUUCUUGCGAAGGAGCGCUAUGCAAGUUGGAAAAGAAUCACCGCAGGGAUCACCGCAGCCUACGCACUAGACCCAGACGAGGAACCCGUCCCAGAAAUGUCUCUGAAAGUGCUUGGAGUGGUAGUCACUAGUAACGAUGCAGAUGGGCAGUGGCCUGGACUUACCCGAACCCAACUCAUCCAACGAUAUAAUUUAUGAAAAUUUCAUCUUCUUCAUCCACAUUAGGCACGACGUUGCCGUCGAAUAGAUAUGAAUCAUCAACAUCUUGAUCGUGUUAAUAGUACAGGUGGAUCUUUUUUCGACACCACUGCAGUCAGAUUAUACAUAGGACCACCGGUUCAUCAUCAAGUUCAUCAAGAGUAACUACUCCAUCGAUGUUGAUGGAUGACUUGGAUUUAGGAUUGGAAUUUCUUCAUGCCUCACGAGGCCCGAGGCUGAUCACGGGAAGGACAUGUGGCUGGAAAUUGAAUUUGAAGAGAAGAGCCUCGCGCAUAUGGUAGAUGUGCUUCUUCCGAAAGACGCAAAAGUGCGCACUUUUGAGGAUUUGCAGAGACUUCUCACGUUUCUAGGAACGGUCUUCGAUGAUGUCAACAUGCUCGGAUCGAAGUUCCACGAUCGCGAUACAAAAGACCAGCAUGCGUGGUACAUGAAAUUCAUAAAAAGCGUUAAAAUCGUUUGCAGGGUGGGAGUUGUAACAUGGCAGCGAGGCCAAUGAUCAUGAUGAAGGGAAUUUGUACCUUCUAUCACAAUAACUUUUCGUUUUUUUCGGUCUUUUCCUAGUUAGGUUGGCUCCAACACUAAUAUUGAGCAUACCUACUAAGAAGUUGCAAGUUGAGCGAGAAGGAGACCGCCUCCGUCGGACACUAGGUUCUUUUACUACUCCUAUAUUUGCCCAACCUGAAAAUAGAAAAUCUUUUCGACUGUCAAUAUUCGAGGAGUAUGCAAUCAACCCGUUCUUUUCAGGUUUAUUGCAAAAUCCAGUAUGUCUAUGUCAAUCGAUUCUAGAUAAAGUAGGGUUUCUUGAAAACAGCUUUGCUUAUCUUAUUACCUUUAAGCAGUAGAGUAUCCCCACGUGACAGCAUCACGCAUUUAGCAGAAUACUUCUACACGGAUUCGUUCUCACGGAUGUCUAAGGUCCAUCAGGAUCAGCUUUUUUUUCAGUUGCAACAAGGUUUAUAAUUGUCUUUCUUCCGCGAAAAAAGGAGGAGAUGUUGGCAACAGGCUGCACUAGCAGCAAACUUUCUGACAAAUUUUAUACUUAUGUUGUCGUGGAUUGUGACGCCACUAAUGAUGUAUCAAUCUUCAUUUUUUUGGACGACUUAUUUUCGAGGUCUCUCAAACUUUUCCUUGGCAUGUAAUCUACAACAUGGAAAGUUAGAAAGACUAACUAGUACCGGAACAAAAACUAGUUGCAAAAUUAC